Messenger RNA from Scutellospora calospora, 520 nucleotides. NCBI's taxonomy places the organism in Eukaryota, Fungi, Glomeromycota, Glomeromycetes, Diversisporales, Gigasporaceae. The record is from the annotation of a GenBank genome assembly.
ACACCCUCAACUCCUGAGAAUAAUACACCUAAUAUUUCACGUGAGCAAGGUUUAAUACAAGAAUUAUCAACAUCUAUCAAGGAACAAGCACAAAGUAUCAUUUCUCCUGAAAUAAAUCAUACGAUCAAAAUUUCAGAGAACAAUGUUCGUCCAAAUUGUGACAAUUCCAGAAUAACACGAGAUUCAGAGACCCAAGAUAUUAUCUGUCUAUAUCAAAAUGCGUGCAAUGCAGAAAAAGACGCAAUCGAAGCUAAUCAAAAAGAAAUUUUGUGUUGGUGUUUCUAUGCUAAAAGAUUCAAAAGCAUGGUUAAAGAUUUUAUGAUUAAUGAUAGAAUUGAAUUCAUCGAUAAUUCUUCUGAUAACUUACUCGAAACUGAGAUUAAUGAGGAAGCUAAAAGAAUUUUAUCAGAAACAGAGGAUAUCAAAUCUUUGCCAGAAACUGAAAUAAGCAUAUCUGCUAAAUCGAUUUCAAAGGAACCAGAAACUGUAAAUAUAUUCAAUAAGUAUAAUGAAAACGAUG